Oncorhynchus nerka (sockeye salmon) is the source of this 4403-nucleotide messenger RNA. RefSeq names its product centrosomal protein of 85 kDa. The record is from RefSeq and is a predicted model, not a curated record. Lineage: Eukaryota; Metazoa; Chordata; Actinopteri; Salmoniformes; Salmonidae. Gene Ontology annotation, cellular component: centrosome.
CUCGAACUCAUCAAGAUGUUCACCACUGUAUGCCAAAGUGAACAAGACUAGAUCCCGGACUGUGAAAUCGGAACUACUGUUCUGCAGUGACUGAUAAUAAGUCAACACUGUGACUGACAUGUCCUCCAAAUGCUAAAUACUCUACUAUGUUUUACGCCAAAAGCUUAUUUGAGAUAAAUGCUUCAAAUGCCAAUCUGAUUCAUGUAAACGGAUGACAAGUGUAAUCCAAUAGACAAGAGGAGUAAAAAGUAUCACUCACUCACAGAGCCUAAUUCAUCAAGUUGUUUUGUACUUUCUGAAAUGUUGUUAUGUUGUUUCCCAGGCCCACAAUGCUGCAAAGACACAUGAAUGACUUCUGUUGUAAUUUACUUGAGUCUCAAGACAACAAAUUAAGUUGGUUUGCUCUAUGUUCAAUAAUUCUACUGCAUAAUCUACCAAUUCUAUUAUAAUCAGAUCUAGACAAAUGGAACGUUCCCAUGUCUCCAUUCUAUUUUAAAAUGGGCGGGACUCUGAAGUUGCUAGCAGCUUGUGAUGUUGUUUGAGUCAAAUCCGAGACGGUUAGCUAGCUAAUCUCUAGAACAGCAGCUCUGGCAAAGGAGAACGAUUUCUUGAGAGCGACCGAAAUUACACAUGUGCUAAUCUCGGCACACUCAAGCCGUUCAUUUUCAAGUAUUGCAGAAAAGCUGGGUUUCCUGACAUGGAGUGGCAGACGCCAGCUGUGUCUGAGAAGUUCCAGAGCCGCUUUGGCCGCCGGCCUGGGACAGCGGACAGUGGGGACACGGGGCUAGGCGUCACCCCAUCUGACAGCACAGAAGAUUUCUGCAGUUCCAGCAGCAGCCCCUCGUUCCAGCCCAUCCGCAGCCAGAUUCCCAUCCCCACUGCCCAUGUCAUGCCUUCCACGGCCGGACCACCGGCCUCCAAGCCCCAGCCCUGUUCCCAAGAAGAUUCCCAGGCUUCUGCCGAGGCACACAGGCCCUCCUCGGGCUCCCGAACCUCCAGUGGAACCUCCAGCUCGAAGUCGUCCUCCCUCUCCAAAUCAGCCUCUUCCCCCAACCUGGACAUGGCACAAGACGGCAUGGGGGGAUCCGACCCCGCCGGACCCAAGCCAGACUGCUUGAGCCGCUACCGCAGCCUCGUGAACGGACUAGACCACUCUUUGUUCCCCUCGGGGGACCACUCUUGCCUGGAAGAGGGCCAGAGGUUCGACAUGCCUGCCAUGGAGCCCACAAUGAACCAAUCUGCCCUGCUGGCGGGCUACUGCCCAGACGUCCGACUCAGGCUCCAGAUGACCAGCCUAGGGGUGACUCCCGAGUGCAGUGGAGAAGCCUAGGGUGCCAUGGAGCACUCGUACAAGGCUCUCCCCGAGACCAGGCCAGGGGUCCCCGGAGCUCCAGACCCCUACAGCCAGAGGAGCAGCCAGCCCAGUGGAACUGUGGCUGGGUCAGCAGGUGUGUACCCCAGCUCUCUGUAUCUGCAGACCCAGGCUCUGUUGAGGGAGGCCAAGGCCUAUGAACCCAUGCUGCAGGAGAGAUGCAGCGAGCUGCUCAGCUGGCAGCAGCAACAGCAGCACAAGCAGCAGCUGGAGAGUCUCCGUGUUCAAGUGGAGCAGAUGCAGAUGAUGACUGCUGGAGUGGGCCAGUACCCUGCUCUCUACUCCACCUCCUCCAUGCCACCAGAGACCAGGAAGUGGGAGGCGGCGAUCAAAGCCAACGAGAGCAUUCUGAAGGAGAAGGAGCUUGUCAUCGAGAGACAGAAGCAGCAGAUGUCUCAGCUGGAGCAGCGGCUGCGGGAGAGCGAGCUGCAGGUCCACGGAGCCCUGCUCGGCCGCGGCGCUCCGUACGGCGAUAUUUGUCUGCUCCGACUGCAGGAGGCUCAGAGGGAGAAUGCCUUCCUGCGGGCCCAGUUUGCAGAGCGCGGUGACUGCGCCGCCCAGGAGAAGGCGGAGGCAGAGCGCCGCCUCGGUGCCGUGGAGGCGGAGACGCGGCGCCUGAACGAUGCGCUGAGGGAGACCAGCGAGAGGCACGCCGAGGAGCUGAAGAAGCAGGAGGAGAGGAUUCGCAGCCGGGACAAGCACAUCAACAGCCUGAAGAAGAAGUGCCAGAAGGAGGCAGAGCAGAACCGAGAGAAGCAGCAGCGCAUCGAGACUCUGGAGCGCUACCUCGCUGACCUGCCCACUAUGGAGGACUACCAGGGCCAGAGCAAACAGCUGUCGGAGGCGGAGCAGCGGGCGUCCCAGCUGCAGGGCCGGGUCAGAGAGCUGGAGGUGUGUCUGGAGGAGGGUCGCUCACACACCCGGGAGAAGGACACCCAGCUGGAGGAGCAGAGACGCAGGGAGAGGGAGCUGCUCACCACUGUCACCAGUUUACAAGAGCGGGUGCAGGAGGGCCUGGAGGACGGGGCAAGGUUACCCUCCCUGGAUGUGGAAAUACUCAGAGGGGAGAACAGCAGCCUGAGAGAAGAACAGCAGAGACUUAAAAAGGUCCUAGAGAAGCAGCUGAGGGUGAUGGAGAAACUGGGCGCCCAGAUCGUAACCCUGGAGGAGCAGGUGUCUCAGGAGGAGAGCAGCUCCCAUGCUAUGAGAGAGGAGGUUUGUUCUAAAGAGCAGGGGCUGCUCCAGCUCCGCACAGCCAUGAAGGAGCUGUCGGCCCAGAACCAGGAACUAAUGGAGCAGAACCUGACCCUCCAUGAGCGUCUGGAGGACUCUGAGAGGGUGAACCUGGACAGGACGUCGUCCUCGCUGCGGCCGGCCGGGGCCCGCCUCACCCAGCGUCUCCAUGGGGAGAUGGCCUCGUGCCUCUGCGACCUGCGCUCCCUCUGCAACGUCCUGACCCAGCGGUCACAGGGCCGAGACCCCAACCUCUCGCUGCUGCUUGGCAUUACAUCUCCCCCGCCCAUGGCAGAGCAGGUGGAGGAUUGGCUGAGUCCUGAGGUCCUCCAGAGGAAGUUGACUGAAGCCCAGCAGCUGCGUCGUGACGUGGAAGAGCUCCGCACCACCGUCUCAGACCGCUACGCCCAGGACAUGGGAGAGAACUGCAUUACCCAGUAGCCCCAGCUGCUAGCCUGUCUCUAAAACAGACUGAACCAUCAGGCUAAUUGGUUAAGGCUUCCAUGUUGGCCUUGCUUCUUCCAUACUCCAUUGAGUAUGAAAUGGAAUCUCAUGUUGGCCCAUUGGAGACGGAAUCCUUGAUCAGGUCAUGCAUUUCAGUCAAAGGGCUUAUGGUGAAAGAGCUGUUCUCAAACCAGUGUGUGUUUUUAUCAAUGUUUUACUGAUACAUUUGUUUCUUUGUGUUGUCAGAGGCCCUCCCUUCUUUUUAUGACACACAUGGAUGGGGUUGUUGUCUUUUUCAAUAAAUAACACUAUUUUAUUAUUUAAAUCUUCCCUCUGGGGAAAUAAUGUUGGAUGUGGUUGACAAUCAACUGAAAAUAUUUAAAUCUGUUUUUGAGUGAUUCAACAGGAAAUGUUACUAACCCACAUUUUUUUAUUUUAUUUAAUGGCGUAUUUGUAGCAUCUGACUCUGGCAUGUGGGUGGCUUUUAACAGUGGUAGGGCUAAUACUUUAAAGACAUUCUGUCAGCCUUAUAACAGAGAUACUGUUCAGAGACCUCUGUCCCGUUUGUAAAUUAUGAUUUUAUUUUAAUGUUAGCAGAUGUUUCUCUCAGGUAGUGGGCUUGCUUUGAUGUUCAAUCGUGCCUGUCUGUGCUUUUGCUGCCAUCACCAUGCAAGCCAAUAUACUCCCAGGCAAAUUUGCUAGUGGCUUUCUUUCUCUCAACUUUACUUAUUUUUGGUGUUUCAGCCGACAGAGCAACUCAAUACAUUCCUUAAACAUUGCUUCAUGGGUUGUCCUCGAAGAAGAUAUGUCAAACCUAGUUAUGGGGGAUAACGGUCUGUGACGAUGUGGACUGAAGCCAUUUUUACACACUCAACAGUAUUUGUGGGACUGGUUGUUAUGGGUCUGUUUACUCUUGCAGAGCAACAUACUGUAAUCUAACAGGUGAGUCCCUGUGCCUACUUUGUCCUGAUACACUGUUCACUUUGGUGCCCUCAUCUGUACUAGCAAAAUGCUAUCUAAUAGCAAGAAAUGUUUGGUUUCAAAUGAAUAACAUAACUAAUGGUUGUCAGAAUUUUGUCAUCAAAAAAAUUUGACAUGACUGACCACUAACUUUAUUCUAGUUUGUUUCAGUGGUUGAAGAGCAAAAAGAGUUCAUUUAUUGCUGGAAUGUCACGUCAAAUGCUUUCCUUCAGUUGAUGAACAUCAUGACACUAACUUGGGACAGACUUGUCUAGAUGAGACUGAGUUCUCAUUUGAGCUUGAACAAAGUUAGACAACUUGCCUUAUGUCAUAUUUUUAUAUUGAAUUUAUCCUUAAUUGUAUUUACACUGAAAUAAAGAUUGUUUUCAAUAAA